AUGAUGAAUGUGAGCGAGAGUGAGAGGUCGAUUGGUGGGCGACGUAGAGAAGACCAAGUUCUGAUGGGUGUAACAACCGCUGACAAACGUCCACCCACAAGUAACGGAGCACCAAAUGGAGGUUUCGGUAAUGGGUUUGGUGCCUCAAAUGGAGGCCCAAGCAAUGGUUACACAGCUCCAGGAAGCAAUGGUUUUGGAGGAUCUCCUAGUAAUGGAAAUGGAGCCCCUACAAGCAAUGGAUUUGGACUCUCAGGCAAUGGGUUCGCAGGUGCUCCAAGCAAUGGAUAUGGAGCUCCCCCAAGUAACAGGUAUGGUCCCCCAACAGGUUCUUAUGGACUAGAUCCGGAGCUGGUUGCUCUGCAGGAGAACAUCCCAGGAGGCGGCGUCCCCGGUGAAGACUACCCAGUCCUGUCUUCUCCACCAGACACUGGAUUCUCUUGUGAUGACCAGGCAGUGGCUGGUUAUUACGCUGACACUGCCCCUGAUGCUAGCUGCCAGGUGUUCCACAUUUGCCAGGACCGUGCCCUCAGACGCCAGAAGGACUCAUUCCUGUGCCCCAACGGUACCAUUUUCAACCAGCAGUACCUUGUGUGUGACUGGUGGUUCAACGUGGACUGUUCUCAGGCUGAAAACUUCUACUCUGUCAACGAACAGAUUGGUGUCGUCCCCAGUGCUGGCUAUGGUUAUGGUCCAAUUGCUAACGGUAUUGCCAAUGGAAUUGUUAACGGGAAUGGUAAUGGCUACACUAAUGGCAAUGGAUUAAACGGAAAUGGCAGGAAUGGUAAUGGUAGGAAUGGAAACAAUGGUUAUGGAUCUAAUGGAAAUGGAUUAAAUGGAAAUGGUGGGAAUGGAAGCAAUGGUUAUGGAUCUAAUGGAAAUGGAUUAAACGGAAAUGGCAGGAAUGGUAAUGGUAGGAAUGGAAGCAAUGGUUAUAGAUCCAAUGGAAAUGGACGGAAUGGAAACGGAGGUGGUAAUGGUGCCAAUGGUAAUGGAAGAAAUGGAAACAAUGGUUAUGGAUCCAAUGGAAAUGGAAGGAACGGAAAUGGUGCUGGUAUCUUUGCCAAUGGUAAUGGUGGUAAUGGGAAUGGUGCCAGCAAUGGAUAUACCGCACCAGCUUCUCCCUCCAAUUCCUAUGGCACUCCAUUUUAACAUGACCUUUGCCUCUUGUCUUCUGCCUCUUGAAUGUCUCUCUUACAGUGAUUCGACUCUUUAAUGAAUGAAGAGCUAUCUUUAACCUUUUGUAAAUAUUUA
This is a messenger RNA of Cherax quadricarinatus, 1251 nucleotides long. RefSeq names its product pro-resilin-like. The record is from RefSeq and is a predicted model, not a curated record. Gene Ontology annotation, molecular function: chitin binding. Lineage: Eukaryota; Metazoa; Arthropoda; Malacostraca; Decapoda; Parastacidae. Gene Ontology annotation, cellular component: extracellular region.